This is a messenger RNA of Bombus impatiens (common eastern bumble bee), 1307 nucleotides long. RefSeq names its product elastin (gene Apd-1). NCBI's taxonomy places the organism in Eukaryota, Metazoa, Arthropoda, Insecta, Hymenoptera, Apidae. The transcript is spliced from 8 exons. The record is from RefSeq and is a predicted model, not a curated record. Bases 133 to 984 code for a protein of 283 amino acids.
UUUCCUAAUGGAAAAAUGUCGGGAAAGCUAUAGAUUCAGGGUCAGAACCGAGUAUAAAAGCAGCUAUCGCGGGAUUAAUUGGCAGUCUUACAAUUAAGGUGAUAGACAACGCUGAAGAAUAAAGCAGCAACCAUGAAAUAUUUGGCUGUUCUGGUAUCAAUCGUGUCGGUUUGCUCAGCUGCACCGAGUCUUGUCAGCCCACUCGUGGGUGCUGUAAGCGUAGCUGGUGCCCAUGUAGGAUCAGCGGUCGUUGCUGGUCCCGCAGCUGGAGCAGUUAAAGUAGCUGGACCAGUUGCUGGACCUGCAGUAGUCACUGGAGCCGUAGCCGGCCCGAGUGCCGUUGUUGGUUCGGUUGCUGGACCUACUGUCGUUUCUGAACCGGGACUGGGCGUUGUCGUUGGUAAUGCGCUCGUUGCCCCUGCACUCGCUGCACCUGCAGUGGUAGCGGCAGCUCCAGCAGCCGCGGUUGUCGCUGGACCAGCAGCAUCCACUGUCGUCGCUGGCCCCGUUACCAAAACAGCGGUAAUCGGAGCUUCAUCCUCCGCGGUUAUCGCCGGAGGUCACGCCUGGUAUACAGAUUACGAGAUCGUCCAACUUCAACGUAUAAAAGCAUCAGUCACCAGUCAGCUGAAGACAGAUACAGCAAUCAACAUGAAAUACUUGGUCGUCCUUGUUGCCGCCCUGGCCGUCGCCUCAGCUAGCCCCGAGCGCGAACGUCGUUCCCUAGCCUGGGGACACAAUGGUGCAGUGGUGUUGGGUGGUGUGUUACCUGGAGUGGCAGUAGCUGGACCAGUGGCUCCUUCGGCUGCGGUUAUCGGACCUGUCGCUGCACCAGCAGCCGUGGUUGGGCCUGCUGCAGGUGCUGCCGCAGUAGUUGGGCCUGCUGCUGGCUCUGCCGCCGUCGUGGGACCGGCUGCCGGUUCCGCGGUGGUCGCUGGUCCCGCAGGAACCGUGGUGGCGCCAGGAGCCGGUCUACUGUGGUAGAACGUCAACCGUAACCCUGGAUUCUCCAAGACAACUCGAACGAUCUCUCUCGUGAACCUGAAAGCGGCUACUCAUCGAUCUCCAUCCGCAGGACUUCGAUCCAAGCUCAGCGUUGUUCGAUAACAGAACACAUCUCCUGAUAUCGAGAACGAUGGAACAACGACAACUCUUUUUUAUUUAUAAAUUAAAUCUGUUCGAUAAGAGUUAAACGAACAACGCGUUCGAGUUUCUACGAGGUUCUUUCGCGAAUUUUUCUUCUUGUAACUAGCCAUAUUCUUGUUACGCUUUUGUACAUUAAUAAAUGAAGCUCCAUUGUACAGUCA